This is a messenger RNA of Nematostella vectensis (starlet sea anemone), 1476 nucleotides long. RefSeq lists its product as uncharacterized. Bases 1 to 1476 code for a protein of 491 amino acids. The record is from RefSeq and is a predicted model, not a curated record. The transcript has 4 exons. Lineage: Eukaryota; Metazoa; Cnidaria; Anthozoa; Actiniaria; Edwardsiidae.
AUGCGCACCUACCUGGAAAAUGUGGAUGUGGAUACACUUGUCAGCAGCAAAGUCUCUUGCCAAGACAAAGUUAAGAUGCUUGAGACUAUCGUGGAAAAAGCGUUAGCACAAGGAGACCAAGACCGUUAUCGGUUGUUUAGAAAUUGUGUUAACAGGGAGCGGAAGGUCUGUCGCGCCAAAUUUUACAACUCUAAAGUGGAAUGCCUCAAGGACUGUAAACCUGCUACUUGGUGGCGGGAGGUUAAGAAGCUUAGUGGAAUUUCUGCGCCUGCCGGUGGUAAUGGCAUUACAAACUUGCUUCAUCAUAUUGCUGAUGACUCCGUCGCUGAAUCCCAACAAGCAAAGUUAGUGCGUGUCGCGAAUACUAUCAACGAGGCAUUCCUUGAACCAAUUGGAGUAUUUUCACCCCUUCCACCCUCCGCACACGCACAUUUCCCUCCGGAUGUUGCACUCCAGAAGCUCUCUGCUUUAAAUCCACGCAAAGCAUCUGGCCCAGAUGGCAUCCCUGGUUGGGUUCUGAAUGAGAGUGCGGACUUACUGGCCACGUCGGUGACUGAUAUUCUUAAUUGCUUUUUUCGGGAGGCUCGACUCCCGCAGUCUUGGAAAGAUGCUAAUAUCACCCCGGUACCAAAACAGAAGCCCAUAAGUGACGUAAAUAAACAUCUUCGUCCGAUAUUCUUAACGCCCGUUCUCUCUAAAGUUGCGGAGGAUUAUGUUGUGGAGCACUUUGUUAAACCAGCAAUUUUAGCAAAGGUUGACCGGCGCCAAUUCGGAACUGUCCCUGGAUCAAACACAACGCAUGCUCUUAUUAGCAUGAUCCACUCAUGGCUAUCUGCUACUGACGGGAAUGGUGCGACAGUCAGAGCUAUCUUACUUGACUUUCGUAAAGCGUUCGACCUGAUUGACCAUCGGAUUCUUGUCGACAAGCUCCACGCCUAUGACAUCCCCCACUCGGUAAUCUCGUGGAUUGUUGAUUUUCUCUCCUGUCGCCGACAAAGGGUUAAGCUUGGCCAAGACUGCUUCUCGGAAUGGGGCGCAAUUUCAUCAGGCGUGAUUAAUGAUCUUGAUGCCCAAGGGGUCGACCUCUGGAAGUACGUAGAUGACACAACUCUGGCUGAGGUUGUCAACAAAGGAGAGGAAUGUACCGUCCAGCAUUCCCUUGACGAGUUGUCCUGCAAAGUAGCCACUGAUAGAUUCCAACUUAACGAAGCCAAGUGCAAGGAACUACGUAUUAGUUUUAAGAGAACAACCGGAAGUACAACAGCGAAGCAGAUAGUAGAGCAGUACAAUGAUGUAUGUAGUGGCGACUUAGGGACACUCGAAGGAAAGCAGCAUCUGGAUGUAGACCCGACAGUACCACCUAACAUUGCACCAUCAAGACGGGUACCUUUUGCGCUGAAGCCGCAGCUGGAAGCCGAGCUACAAAGACUGACGGACAUUGGUGUUAUAGUGCCUGUUGAUGAGCCAACGGACUAG